Pipistrellus nathusii (Nathusius's pipistrelle) is the source of this 774-nucleotide messenger RNA. The record is from the annotation of a GenBank genome assembly. Lineage: Eukaryota; Metazoa; Chordata; Mammalia; Chiroptera; Vespertilionidae.
AUGAAGAAGGGCGUCUCCAAAGACAGAAAAGAAAAACAAGUCAGCCCCAAGGUGCACAACUUGAGCAUAACUCAGAGGACCGAACUCCCCGUGGGCAGCCUGGGGCUAGGCCUGAUCGUCAUCCAGCAUGGGCCCUACCUCCAGAUCACCCAUCUCCUCAAGAAGGGGGCUGCCGCCAGCGAUGGAACGCUUCAGCCAGGUGAUGUUCUGAUUAAUGUUGGCCAUGCCAAUGUAUUAGGAUAUACUCUUCGGGAAUUUUUAAAGCUUUUGCAAUGCGUCACCACAGGAACAGUGCUGCAAAUCGAGGUUUACCGAGAUUUUAUUGACAUACCCCAAGAAUGGCAAGACAUAUAUGACUUAAUCCCUGAGACCAAAUUCCCAGUAACAUGCACAACGAAGAAAACUGAGCAGGCAAAAGAUGACUUUCUCGCAAGCAGUGAUGACAAGGAAGAUGUAGUUUUAGAUAAAAAACUUAAGUAUUAUAAACGCCCCCAGUCCACUGAGCAUCAGCCUGCAAGGAGACCUGUGUCCAUCUCCAGAGAAUGGCAUGAAUACGAGAGGAAGGAUCAGCCUGUGAGCGUGGGAACAGACCUUCAGUGUGACAUUGUGGUUCACGGAGACGAGAAGGAAGUGAGAGCCCCUUCGCCGUACUGGGUGCUGGCGAAGCAGGACAGGGACAGCUCCUCUUCCUCCUCCGCCUCCUCCGCCUUCUGGCUGGAAGACUACGCCCAGGCCGAGAAGGACAGGGGCCAGCCCGCACCGGGCGUCGGGUAG